AAGUUUAAUGGAAAUAUCUUUGAAGCCUUUGGGAUAUAUCCAAAUCUGGACUAUAUUGACAUGAGCUACAACCAAUUAUAUGGCCAAAUCUCUCCAAGUUGGGCAUAUUGUCUAAAUUUGACAAAAUUCAGGAUUUCAGAAAAUCUACUUACUGGGAAAAUACCCUCCGAAUUAGGAAAGUUGCUUCAACUAAGAGUCCUGGACCUUUCUUCAAAUCAACUUACAGGAGAUAUACCGAAAGAGUUAGGUAUCAUGAGCUCAUUGUUCAACUUGACCUUAAGUGAUAACAAAAUAUCUGGAGUAAUUCCCUCGGAGUUUGGAAAUUUGUCCAAUUUGGAAAUUCUUGAUUUAUCCGACAAUGACAUCAGUGGCCCAAUACCACCACAAUUAGAGGGGUGUAAUAAACUGCGCAUCUUGAAUUUGAAAAAAAAUAAAUUAAAUGGGAGCAUUCCUCCUCAAAUUGGAGAGUUACAAGGGUUGCAAGAUUUACUUGAUCUGAGCUAUAAUUUUCUUGGAGGAGAGAUACCACCACAACUGGCAAGUCUGACAUAUUUAAUAUCUUUGAACUUGUCCCACAAUAAUCUAUCAGGUGCCGUUCCUUCAUCUUUUGGAAGCAUGUUGAGUUUGUCAUUAAUAGAUGUAUCAUAUAAUAAUUUGGAGGGUCGAGUUCCAAGAAGCAAAUUAUUUCAAAAUGCUAGAGCAGAGUGGUUUAUCCAUAACAAAGAUUUAUGUGGUGAAGUGCCAAAUUUGCCUUCUUGUGGUACAACCACUGUAAUAUGUCUAUUAUCAUUAUUGUAG
This is a messenger RNA of Elaeis guineensis (African oil palm), 798 nucleotides long. The record is from RefSeq and is a predicted model, not a curated record. Lineage: Eukaryota; Viridiplantae; Streptophyta; Magnoliopsida; Arecales; Arecaceae.